This is a messenger RNA of Ogataea philodendri, 672 nucleotides long. RefSeq lists its product as uncharacterized. The transcript has a single exon. The record is from RefSeq and is a predicted model, not a curated record. Gene Ontology annotation, cellular component: mitochondrial large ribosomal subunit; ribosome. Bases 1 to 672 code for a protein of 223 amino acids. Gene Ontology annotation, molecular function: structural constituent of ribosome; rRNA binding. NCBI's taxonomy places the organism in Eukaryota, Fungi, Ascomycota, Pichiomycetes, Pichiales, Pichiaceae. Gene Ontology annotation, biological process: mitochondrial translation.
AUGUUCAGGCUGGUUUCCUCGUAUUCAUCCAGAGGCCAAGGAGGCUUUUCCAGAACUGUAUUUUCCUUGAAACCGCUUGUUACCAAGAGACAUGGCCAUGAGUAUGCUCCACAAUACAAAAAUAUUGAUAAAAAACAGAAAGGGAGAGUUACGGUCAGAACAGGGUGCUCAGAUAAAGGAACAACACUCAACUUCGGCACAUAUGGAAUGAGGCUAAAGUCAGAAGGUGUUAGAGUAACCGCUGCUCAAUACAGAGCGGCUGACAAUGUGCUGAUGAAAUUCGUUAAAAAAGAAAAUGGUCUUUAUUGGAAACGAUUGUGCACAAACAUUGCUGUUUGUAUCAAGGGUAACACAAUUCGUAUGGGUAAAGGAAAAGGAGCAUUUGAUCACUGGGCGGCCCGUGUACCAACAGGUAAAGUUAUUUUUGAAGUGAAGGGUAUGCAUGAGCAGAGUGCCAAGGAUGCUUUGAGAAGAAGCUGUGAAAAGCUACCAGGUGUGUGGGAAUUCAUAACGUCAUCAUCCCCUCCUCGUUUGGGCUUGAAAAUGGUCAAGGAAUCCUCCAAGAAGAUAAAUUUUUACGAGAGCCUGAAGAACAAUCCUACAAAGAAGUUUGCCAAUGUUCUGAAAUCGAUGGAACCAAUUUAUAAGGCUUACAAUGGAAGGGCUCGCUGA